CCUCUUUUCCGUCCAUCUCUCUGGGAGUGGAGGGGUGUCGCUGGCUCGUCUAGCCCCUGCCUCUAAGUGACAGGACCCUGUACAGCAACACUUCUAGCCGGUCACGAAGUUUGUCGGUCCUUGCUUUGGCUGAGCUGAGGAAAAUUACAACUAUACCUGAAAACAAAUACCACCCAGAACCAUCAGAAAAUUGAGCUGUAUGGAAGUCCAACAACCAAGGAUUUAAAGAAGCCACAAUCAUCCAGGCGGAUACACGGAGAAUGACAGAGAGGAUGUGUGUUAUCUUAGAUGUAAGAACUUAUAUUCUGAUUUUGGGACAAGGAAGAUGGCGGCAAGAUAGGUGGGAGCGGAGUCCACUUUCCCCUGCACACGGGUGAAACACCUAGCCGAUCUUCUGAGGAACAGAGCGAACAGCCAACAGUAUCCCAGCAUAUAUGAAGAUUGGAGACCAAAAAUUGUAGAGGACAUUGAAAAACCAGACGCAGGCAUUUUGGAAAGCAAAGAUGGGGAGAAAAGUUGCCUACACUAUAAAACUUCCUGUUGACCAGUACAGAAAGCAAAUCGGUAAACAGGAUUAUAAAAAAGCCCACCUUAUUUUACGAGCUACCAAAUUGAAAGCAGAAGCAAAGAAAACAGCAAUAGGAAUAAAGGAAGUUGGCCUUCUACUGGCAGCUAUAUUGGCCCUCCUCCUGGCGGUGUAUGCUUUCUUUUAUCUCAGACUGACCGCAGAUGUUGACCCUGAUCUGGAAUCUGAUGAAGAUUAGCUGAGCAGCAAUCAAUGCAUUAUAAGGAGAUAAUUUUUUGAAAGCACCUCUUGGGACCGGUGCUUUCUGAAAUACUGAAACUACAACAUCUUGAAUUCUUUUUGCUGGUAUUUUCAGUUUGCAGAUAUAUCUUUUUAAAUAGUUGCAUAAUAUGUCAAGAAAAGAACCUUAACCUAGCAAUGUAGCAUACUGUAUGCUACCGAAUACCUUUAUAAAUCUUUCUACUUUGACAGGCAACCUGUUCAUGGUGCAUUUAAAUAAAAUGGAAAACAGAUCCCAAAUCUUCAGAUGUGUCAGCCAACCUAUGUGUAUUACUCCAUCACUUACAGAUUACUAAAUCUGUUUUUGUUCCACAUAUAUAUGAGAAGUAAAAGUAUGUAUCCUUAUUUACAAAAACAUACUCAAACCACAUUCAAAGCUGAAGAAGGAACGAGAGUCAUGGGAAAUUUUUCAUUUUACGAAAAAGUCCUGCUUUCUUUCCAGACAUAUUUUGCAUCAUUAGAGAGACUAUCUGCACAUACAUCUACAGUAAUCUUUUUCCUCCUUUGCCAACUGCUCAGCGCACAUGUGCUCCAUCCGAAACGGCACCUGGAUGACAGAAGCGCAAAGAGCCACAUAUGUCUCUAAAAUAGAGUUCCUUUCCUCUUAGGCUGUCUAAACUGAUGUAAAUAGAAAGUUCAGUUGAUAUUGAUUUUAAUUAACUGAUUACUCUAUUAAUAUAAACUUGGAAUUCUAUUCUAAUUAUGUUGUUCUGGCUGCUUGCAGCAUCGGUUUGCUCUUCUUGUUAGGGAGGUAUGUCACAAUCUGUCGUGUAAUUGUGCAGUCCCCUUCCCAUAACAAUAACAGAAGUCCUACCUCCUCAGAGUGAUCUUCGUGGUUUAUCUCUUAAAGCUGGACAGUACAAAGUUGUUUCAAAAAAUUACAUUUUGUCUCUUGUCAGAUGAUCAUGUAGAACUCUUUCAUGAAAAAUAAACAGAAUAAAAUAUGUCUCAUAUUACUUGCAUAUGCAGUUUUCUGUUUACGUAAUUUUUUCAAGGUAUUUUGCAUUUGUUGCAAUAUAAUGACACAUAUAUUCAAUAUUUUUACUGGUAAUUGAAUUUUUCCAUGUUUUUAGAGCACAUGAAUGCAUAAAGCUUAGAAAAUGGAAAAAUGGAAAAACACAUAUUUUGCAGUAUUGUUAGCCACUACCUUACAUACAGUUUUAUAGAAAAUGAAUAGUGUGAAACAUGUGCACGGUGUUUUAUAAUGUACACAUUGUAUUUAUGAAGAGUAAAUAAAAUGUUAAGAUUGCUUCCAUACUUGCCAAGAGAAGAAAGAUUUCAUAAAUACCCUCCAUAUUCUUUGAGACUUCUGCAAAUAGUUGAUGUGACUGUAGCAUUAUGUUCUGCAGAAUGUUUUCAAGUAGCAUAAUUAUUCAUCAGUGUAAAAACAGCCAAAAUUUCCAAUAUCCUCACAAAUCAUUUAUGUCAAAUAUCAGAGGGCACAAUUUAGACAGUGUUAUUUACUGGAUUCUUCCCCUUGAAAUCACAAACUCAAGAGACAGACCAAGAGUUCCUAUACACGUACCACAGCAGACCAAUCCAAGUGGCAUUUUUAGGAAAGGUUACAGCAUUUAAUGCCAUGUGGUGUGUCUGUUUGUGAAGUGGGUGGCAAGGGAAUAUCCAAGCUGGCAUUUUGGAUAUGAUGGGCCUUUUACUUUCCCGAGUGACGUGCCACAUGUCAAGAAAUACUUUUUUCCCCACUCCUAUCACAUUUACGUGAACAAUUUUCAUGUAGUUAGUUCCCCUCCCAUAUGGUGUUAAAAAACAUUCUUAUUAAAUAAAGUUAUUGUUAAUUUCAGUGGUAAUUUAAAUGAGAGGAUAUGUACUAAUUAUUUAUUACAUACCAAUUCAAGUGAGAUGUAGCAGAAUUUGCAGUAUAUAAAAUAGAUAAUUAUACUCUUGGAAAUGUUUGUAUGUUCAUUACCCUGA
Phyllostomus discolor (pale spear-nosed bat) is the source of this 2734-nucleotide messenger RNA. It is a transcript of the gene TRIQK, whose product is annotated as triple QxxK/R motif containing. Lineage: Eukaryota; Metazoa; Chordata; Mammalia; Chiroptera; Phyllostomidae. Gene Ontology annotation, cellular component: endoplasmic reticulum membrane. The transcript is spliced from 6 exons. The coding region runs from base 504 to 764 and encodes 86 amino acids. The record is from RefSeq and is a predicted model, not a curated record.